This is a messenger RNA of Eptesicus fuscus (big brown bat), 922 nucleotides long. It is a transcript of the gene NCALD, whose product is annotated as neurocalcin delta. Bases 307 to 888 code for a protein of 193 amino acids. The transcript is spliced from 5 exons. Gene Ontology annotation, molecular function: actin binding; calcium ion binding; tubulin binding. Gene Ontology annotation, biological process: calcium-mediated signaling. NCBI's taxonomy places the organism in Eukaryota, Metazoa, Chordata, Mammalia, Chiroptera, Vespertilionidae. The record is from RefSeq and is a predicted model, not a curated record. Gene Ontology annotation, cellular component: cytosol.
GGAUGCUGGCUGCUGCCGCCUCUGCUGCUGCCGCUCCUCACGCCGCUCCCACCGCCUGCCGCUGCCGCUUCCCAGGGCUGCGGAGCAUGGACUGUUAAAUCUUGCCCUUCUUCCGUGUGAGGAUCCUUCCGCAUUCUCAAUGACAAGAACAGCAAAAGCCUCGUCCAUCUGCUCAUGAUUUUCGCUCCCAUCGCUUGAAUCCUAUUCCUGGGCUGCUGGGUCUUCCAUCCGUGCUCGUCUGCGCCCCCUUCAGUCCGCUGGCCAGCAUUAUCCCGAGUCCUGUGAAUCUGAAUCCUUGCCGCCAGGAUGGGGAAACAGAACAGCAAGCUGCGCCCGGAGGUCAUGCAGGACUUGCUGGAGAGCACGGACUUCACGGAGCACGAGAUCCAGGAGUGGUACAAAGGCUUCUUGAGAGACUGCCCCAGCGGACAUUUGUCGAUGGAAGAGUUUAAGAAAAUUUACGGGAACUUUUUCCCUUACGGGGAUGCUUCCAAGUUUGCAGAGCACGUCUUCCGCACCUUCGAUGCCAAUGGAGAUGGGACAAUAGACUUUAGAGAAUUCAUCAUAGCCCUGAGUGUGACAUCGAGGGGCAAGCUGGAGCAGAAGCUGAAAUGGGCCUUCAGCAUGUAUGACCUGGAUGGAAACGGUUACAUCAGCAAGGCAGAAAUGCUAGAGAUUGUGCAGGCGAUCUACAAGAUGGUCUCCUCCGUCAUGAAGAUGCCUGAAGAUGAGUCAACCCCAGAGAAAAGGACGGAAAAGAUCUUCCGCCAGAUGGACACCAACAGAGAUGGCAAACUCUCCCUGGAAGAGUUCAUCCGAGGGGCCAAGAGCGACCCGUCCAUCGUGCGCCUCCUGCAGUGCGACCCCAGCAGCGCCGGCCAGUUCUGAGCCUGCGCCCACGCAUCGUAGAGCUGCUUGUGUU